Messenger RNA from Scophthalmus maximus (turbot), 873 nucleotides. RefSeq names its product actin related protein 2/3 complex, subunit 3 (gene arpc3). Gene Ontology annotation, cellular component: cytoskeleton; Arp2/3 protein complex. Gene Ontology annotation, molecular function: actin filament binding. The transcript is spliced from 7 exons. The record is from RefSeq and is a predicted model, not a curated record. The coding region runs from base 132 to 668 and encodes 178 amino acids. Lineage: Eukaryota; Metazoa; Chordata; Actinopteri; Pleuronectiformes; Scophthalmidae. Gene Ontology annotation, biological process: regulation of actin filament polymerization; Arp2/3 complex-mediated actin nucleation.
GUGUGGUCACUCCGCCACAUGACACGUGGCUACUUCCUGUAAAGCUACAGGGUGGGACAGGCGGAAGUAGCGUCCUGCGUUGGCUAGUAUUUCUCUCGCAGAGCAGUUGGAUUGAUAAUUCAUCACUCAACAUGCCGGCGUAUCACUCAAACCUGAUGGGGUCCGAGACCAGGCUGGUGGGGAACAUGGCUCUGCUCCCCCUCAAAACUCAGUUCAAGGGACCAGCCAGAGGAGACGGCAUAGAUUUAGACAUCAUUGAUGAGGCCAUCUACUACUUCAAAGCCAAUGUUUUCUUCAAGAACUAUGAAAUCAAGAAUGAGGCGGACAGGACGCUGAUCUAUGUCACCCUCUACAUCUCCGAAUGCCUAAAAAGGCUACAGAAGUGCAGCUCCAGGGGUCAGGGAGAGAAGGAGAUGUACACCCUGGGCAUCACUAACUUCCCCAUUCCUGGAGAACCUGGCUUCCCUCUGAAUGCUAUGUAUCUUAAACCCACAAACAAGCAGGAAGACGAGACCAUGAGGGCGUACCUCCAGCAGAUCCGCCAGGAGACCGGCCUCAGGCUAUGUGAUCGUGUGUUUGACCCCCAGACAGACAAACCCAGCAAGUGGUGGGUGUGCUUUGUCAAGAGGCAGUUCAUGAACAAAAGUCUGUCGGCACCCGGACAGUGAACAACUCAGGACCUGCGCAUCUGUCUAACACCUGCAUCAUGGAUGGAUUUUUUUUGGGGGGGGGGGGCAUGGGAUGAGAUGGGGGUCUGCUUUUGUGUUGCUUAAAAUAAUUUUGUACUCUUUUGACUUCAAGGAUAUGUCUUUGCUCGUCUGGAUCAUAUUGAGCUGGUGCUUAAUUCAAUAAAGCAAUCAUGGAGAUUGGAAA